Zophobas morio is the source of this 646-nucleotide messenger RNA. RefSeq names its product UPF0235 protein C15orf40 homolog. NCBI's taxonomy places the organism in Eukaryota, Metazoa, Arthropoda, Insecta, Coleoptera, Tenebrionidae. The record is from RefSeq and is a predicted model, not a curated record. Bases 120 to 545 code for a protein of 141 amino acids. The transcript is spliced from 4 exons. Gene Ontology annotation, cellular component: cytoplasm.
GUCGCCGUCAGCUGUAAAAGGACAACCGUCACCAGUGUCACCAACUGUCACUGUCUCGAACAUAACCUCAAUCCCUUAGUUUUUUGAGCUGUGUGCGCGUACGUUUUAGGCGAAUUUGUAUGUUUUCUUCGUUAUUUUACAAAAAAUCUUCACUGAGAAAAGAAAUUACGAAUGCCAUGUCGAAGAAAGCAAAAAAUAAGGGCGCGCAGAAAGAAACGGAAACUCAUUCCAAAACAGAGGGUCCCUUAAGCGUAGAUAAGGCAAAUAAUAUAAUUAUUUCUAUAUUGGCAAAACCGGGUGCCAAACAGAGCGCUAUAACAAGUUUCUCACCUGAAGGAGUUGGAGUACAAAUAGGCGCUCCUCCAAGCGAAGGAGAAGCAAACACAGAAUUAGUAAAAUACAUGGCAUCUGUAUUAGGACUGCGAAAGAGUGAUGUGGUCCUAGACAAGGGGUUUAAGUCAAAAUCUAAGACAUUGAAGAUUACAGCGAACCUCACGUUAGAUGACAUUAAGAGUAAGUUACUGAAGGAAAUCCAAGAUUCAUAAUCACACUUGUUGUGGUAAUUUUUUAUUAAAGUUAUAAAGUUCUAAUCUACAAUUUAUGGACAAUCACAAUAAAAAUCUUUUUUAUGUUGUAAAUUAUCCAA